GCUCCGUUCACUGCAGGCUAAAAUGUUUAAAGUUUUAUAAAUAAUCCCGUUUUCAUCCGGGUAUUUACCCUAAACGGACGGUAAAAAUUAAGUUCAGAUUCGUCUGGAGUGAAACAGAGACAUGUGUCAGUAUUUGGACUUUUACAGGAACUGCUGGUCAUAAAGUGAAGUAACGGUAGAUUGUGGCCAGAGGCAGCAUCGUCUUUCCUGGCUGCUUUUUUCCAGGGAUCGGGUCGGUCCAUCCGGUGAGAGACUCGGGAACCGGUUACCGGGUCAAAAACGAAAUAACUAACCCACUCAGAGAGGUUGGAGGGAGAAUGAAGAGCAUCCUUCCUCUGCAGGACAUCUCACCGUGUUAACCAGAACCAGAACCGGACCAGAACCAGAGGAGACAGCCCAGCCAUGGAGGAGGAUGAGGAGGAGAAGAUGAGCAGCAUGGAGGACCUGCUGGACCUGGUUCUGCAGAAAGACCUGGGCCGGCGGCUGCAGGUGGGGCCGGAGAUCACCGAGCUGGUGCUCCACCCGGACCGCUGUCCUGGGCUGGACCAGGACCAGAACCUUCUGGACAGGAUGGUGGACGCCCUGGCCAGCUCCUGGGUCAACUCCAGCAACUACAAGGUGGUUCUGCUGGGGAUGGAGGUUCUGUCGGCUCUGGUGGACCGGCUGCAGGAGAGGUUCAGGACUCAGGUGGGAACAGUCCUGCCCAGCCUGAUGGACCGGCUGGGUGACUCUAAGGACCAGGUGCGGGAGCAGGACCAGGCGCUGCUGCUGAAGGUCAUGGACCAGUCGGCCAACCCUCAGUAUGUCUGGGAGCGCAUGAUGGGAGGAUUCAAGCACAAGAACACUCGGACCAGAGAGGGGCUCUGCCUCUGCCUCAUCUCCACUCUCAACGUGUUUGGCUCUCAGAGUUUGACGCUGAAUAAAAUUGUUCCUCACAUCUGCAACCUGCUGGGAGACCCGACCAGUCAGGUCCGUGAUGCAGCCAUGUCCUGUCUGGUGGAGAUCUACCGCCAUGUUGGAGAGCGAGUGAGAAUCGACCUGGGGAAGAAAGGGCUGCCUCAGUCACGGCUCAACAUGAUCUUCAGUAAGUUCGAUGAGGUCCAGAGGUCGGGGAGCAUGGUGCUGUCUCCUCUGUCAGAUAAAACCUUUGAGGACGAUGAGUCCGUGGACGGCGGACGUUCCUCGUCCAAAGCAGCCUCUGUGUCUGGGAGGAAGGCGGUGAGCAUGGGCUCAUUCCGGCGGCCGUCCUCGGCCUCCAGCAGCAAGUCUGCAGGGCGGGACGGAUCGAGUGCAGGAGCUGUGGACGAGGAGGAUUUCAUCCAGGCCUUUGAGGACGUUCCCACAGUUCAGAUCUACUCCAACCGGGAGGUGGAGGAGGCCAUGACCAAGAUCCGGGACGUGCUGUCGGAUGAUAAGAAGGACUGGGAGCUGAGAGUGGCCGCUCUGAAGAAGCUUCGCUCACUGCUUCUGGCCGGAGCGCCGGAGUUCGACUGCUUCCUGCAGCAGCUGCGGCUCCUGGAGGCGUCCUUCAAGCUGUCCGCCAAAGACCUGCGGUCUCAGGUGGUCCGGGAGGCCUGCAUCACGCUGGGCCACCUGUCGGCGGUGCUGGGCAGCCGCUUCGACCACGCGGCCGAGGCCAUCCUGCCGCCCCUCCUCAACCUGGUGCCCAACAGUGCCAAAGUCAUGGCCACGUCGGGCGUGGCUGCCAUCCACCUCAUCCUCAGACACACUCACUGUCCUCGCCUCGUCCCCAUCAUCAGCAGCAGCUGCUCCUCCAAGUCUGUGGCUGUCAGAAGACGCUGCUUUGAGUUUGUGGACCUGAUGCUGCAGGAGUGGCAGACCAGCAGCCUGGACAGACAUGGAGGGUUGCUAAUGGAGACGAUAAAGAAGGGGAUCCAUGAUGCUGAUGCUGAAGCUCGAUCUGUGGCCAGGAAGUGCUACUGGAGCUACCAGGGUCACUUCAGCCGGGAGGCGGAGCUUCUGUUCCAGGGCCUGGAGUCGGCCUAUCAGAGAGCUCUGCAGGCCCAUCUGCGGAGCGGAGACGCCCUGGUGUCGCUGCCGGCCUCUGACCGCUCCUCGUCCUCGUCUCAGGAGAGCCUGAACCGGCCGCUGGCGAUGAAGAGCUCAGCAGGAAGCAGCAGCAGAGGUCAGCACCAAGCUGGCGCCCCCCGCAGGCCUGGAGCCGCCUCGUCUCCAGGCGCUCUGCAGCGUUCCCGUAGCGACGUCGACGUCAACGCCAGUGCCAGCGCCCGCAGCAGGAUGCCCGCCGUCAGCGCUGCCGCGCCGCCGUCUCCCUUCAGCGCCGCUGCCGCUCUUCCUCCAGGAUCCUACGCUUCGCUCGGGCGAGUCCGGACCAGGAGGACGAGUGCCGGAGCCGGUCCCACGGCGACGGACGGCCGGAGCCGAGGGAAGGUCGUCUCUCAGUCCCAGCCCGGCAGCCGCUCCGGUUCUCCGGGCCGCCUGCUCAGCUCCACAUACGGCCGGAUCCCGAGGCCCGCCGCAGGCAGCAACGGCGCCCCCUGUAGCGUGAGCGACAAGACGCGACCCCGAGGUCACCGCAGCCAGGGCUGCAGCCGAGAGACCAGUCCGUCCAGAACUGCAGCCGCCCGGAGUCGGAUCCCUCGGCCCAGCAUGAGUCAGGGCUGCAGCCGGGAAACCAGUCGCGAGAGCAGCCGCGACACCAGCCCCGCCAGGGGCUUUUCCCCGCUGGCCAGCCGGCCUCAUUCCCAUUCCACCAGCGCCCUGUCCUCUGCAGAGGGCUGCUCAGACCGGCUGGCCCAUCAGGCACGGAUCUCGGCCUCCGUCAACGCCAUGCGGGUCCUGAACACGGGCACCGAAGUGGAGGCGGCCGUGGCCGACGCUCUGCUGUUGGGAGACUCCAGGAGUAGUAAGCGGCGGCCCGUCCGGCGGCGCUUCGAGUCGCCCGGUAUCUACUCAGACGACGACGCCAACAGCGACGCCUCCAGCGCCUGCUCCGAACGCUCCUUCAGCUCCAGGAACGGCGGCGCCGGGCCCCACUUCCUGCGGCAGACGGAGGACGUGGCGGAGGUCCUGAACCACUGCGCCAGCUCCAACUGGUCAGAGAGGAAGGAGGGCCUGCUGGGCCUGCAGAACCUGCUGAAGGGCCAGAGGAUGCUCAGCCGUGUGGAGCUGAAGCGACUCUGUGAGAUCUUCACCAGGAUGUUUGCAGAUCCUCACAGCAAGAGAGUGUUCAGCAUGUUCCUGGAGACGCUGGUGGACUUCAUCGUCCUGCACCGGGAUGACCUGCAGGACUGGCUCUUCGUCCUGCUCACUCAGCUGCUGAAGAAGAUGGGCGCCGACCUGCUGGGCUCAGUCCAGGCCAAGGUCCAGAAGGCUCUGGACGUCACCAGGGAGUCGUUCCCGUUGGAGCUGCAGUUCAACAUCCUGAUGAGGUUCAUCGUGGAUCAGACCCAGACGCCCAACCUGAAGGUCAAGGUGGCCAUCCUGCGCUACAUCGAGGCUCUGGCCCGGCAGAUGGACCCGGCCGACUUCGUCAACUCCAGCGAGACGCGGCUGGCCGUCUCACGCAUCAUCACCUGGACCACCGAGCCCAAAAGCGCCGACGUCCGCAAGACGCUCCACACCUGGGCAGGUGAGGAUCGAAGCUCCACAGCCUCUCUGCCCCGGGAGGGGCAUCUGGAGGAGAGGUGCAAGCAGGCGGCCCAGGUGGUUCUGAUCGCCCUGUUUGAGCUCAACACCCCAGAGUUCACCAUGCUGCUGGGAGCGCUGCCCAAAACCUUCCAGGACGGAACCACCAAGCUGCUGCACAGCCACCUGAGGAGCGCCAGUGCCGGCAUCACCAUGGCAGCUCCAGGUGACUCGGCCGGCCGGACGCCUCCUCGCCCCCCCGGCAGCCGCAGCAGCCCACUGACCUCGCCCACCAACCACGGCGGCCUCUCCCCCAGUCGGCUGUGGGGCUGGAGCGCCGACGGCCUCUCCAAAUACCCCCCUCUUCCUCCCUUCCCCUCCCCUCUCCCUCCCUCUGCCUCCCUCAAGGCCUUACGGCGAGCGUACUCUCCCAGCAUGCUGGAGUACGACAGUGAGAACCUGAACACUGAGGAUCUGUACUGCUCCCUGCGCGGCGUCUCUGAGGCCAUCCAGAACUUCAGCUUCCGCAGCCAGGAGGAGCUGGUGGAGCCGCUGCGGCGGGACGGGAAGCGGGAUGGAACGGCCGGCGUGGUGACGGUGUCGUCAGACCCAGAGCGCCGGUUCUGUGGCGACGUGACGGAGGGUGGCCGGACGGCUCUGGACAACAAGACGUCUCUGCUGAACACGCCUUCGCCUCGCUCGUUUUCUGGGCCGCGCUUCAGGGAGUACAACCCCUACAACUACACAGACGGCCCGCCGGAGAAGCCCGUCCCGGAGGACGGCGCCGAGCCGCAGAGAGACGGCCGGCGGCAGGAGUGCGGAGAAAACAAGACACAGAACACUAAAAGCUUUCCAGCCGGGUCAGCGGAGCAGCUGGAGCUGGUGGGGGAGCUGCUGAAGGAGCUGUCCCAGGCCGGGGACCAGGAGGACAGGCGGGGGACGCUGCUGGAGCUGCUGAAGGUGGCCCGAGAGGACAGCCUGCUGGUGUGGGACGAACACUUCAAGACCAUGCUGCUGCUGCUGCUGGAGACACUGGGGGACAAAGACCACUCGGUCCGGGCGCUGGCUCUCCGGGUUCUGAAGGAGAUCCUACGGAACCAGCCGGCCCGGUUCAAGAACUACGCUGAGCUGACCAUCAUGAAGACGCUGGAGGCUCACAAGGAUUCUCACAAAGAGGUGGUGCGUGCGGCCGAAGAGGCGGCCUCCGCCCUGGCCGGCUCCAUCCACCCGGAGCAGUGCAUCAAGGUGCUGUGCCCCAUCGUCCAGACCACUGACUACCCCGUCAACCUGGCUGCCAUCAAGAUGCAGACUCGCGCGGUGGAGCGCGUCUGCAGGGAGCCGCUGCUGCAGCUGCUGCCGGACGUCAUCCCUGGCCUGCUGCAGGGCUACGACAACACGGAGAGCAGCGUCCGCAAGGCCAGCGUCUUCUGCCUGGUGGCCGUCUACGCCGUCAUCGGAGAGGAGCUGAAGCCCUACCUGUCCCAGCUGACCGGCAGCAAGAUGAAGCUGCUGAAUCUCUACAUCAAGAGAGCUCAGACCUCCACCAGCAACAGCAGCAGCUCCUCCGACAUCUCCUCCUACUGAACCCUGAGGAGCUCCACCUCCAUCAGCCUCCAGCCUUAGUAAGAGGAGGAGCUUUAAGGAUGAAUGUAGAGAUCUUCACUGCUGAUCAUCUGGCUGGCCAAUGACAGGAGAAACCUGCAGGAUGUCACUUCCUGUGGGACUUUUAUCACUUCCUUCUUAAAGCCUCACCUGUCCUUGUUCUGUUGACCAAAACCACAUCUCUGACUUCCUGCUGCAGGGUUUAGGUUUUAGAUCAGAAUUUGUCGUCGUAUUUUAACGGUUAACGUGUCGGCAAGGGUUAUAGACCGUUAAGACUUUAAAUUAGUGGGAGGAGCUAAUCAGAACUGAUUUUAAUUCAGUGGGCGGAGCCAAUCAGAACUGGUUUUAAAGUGGUGGGUGGAGCCAAUCAGAACUGGUUCUAAUUCAGUGGGUGAAGCCAAUCAGAGCAGGAGGUGGAGUCUCUAUGGCAACCAGAGAUGUUCCAGUUGUGACCACGUUGGAUCCUGAAAUGCUUCAGUUUUGUUUUUUUUAGUGCAAAUUUACCAAUUAAUUAAUGAUUAAUGAUUCCACGCCUGUAAAUAUUGUGUUUCCAUGGAGACGUAGCUGAUGGCUGAUCCACAGUUGUUCAACUAUGCAUGAGCUGGAUGAAGGUCCUGAGGAAGACUACUGCUGGUCCCUCAGCGCAACACUGAACUAUAGCUGCCAAUAAUCAGUAUUGGGAUUUAAAUAUUGAUCAUCAGCAGAGGAGCCGCUUUUCAGAAUGUGAAGAGUUUGAUCGAUCGACCAGCAGCCAAUCAGACUCAACCUGAGAGAUGGACCGACCAAUCAGCUGAGCUUCGCUCUGAUUGGACGUCGUUCACCAAUCGGUGUGAAGUCUGGACUUUAGCAAUAAUCAGAAACUCAGUGGGUUUCCUCAUCAGCACACUGGAUGGUUUAACUGCUGCUUCCACUGGGAGGCGCCGCUGUUUACCUUAGUACUAUUAUUAUUGUUAUUAUUAUUAUUAUUAUUAUUAUUAUUAUUACUAUUAUUAUUGUUUUAGCUCUGCUGUUUAUUGACGGGACGGCAGCAGCACCAGAAUAAAUUUGUCAGAAUAUGAACACCUCAGAAGAAAAGGAACUAGUUCACUGAUCUGAUGUAGUUCAUUUCUUAUAGUUCAGAAGUAGAACUGAAGUUUUAAAUUAAUUUUUACAUUUCAAAUUCUUAAACUUAAAGUAAGUUUCUUUUUGGGAAUAUUUCUUGUUUUUCUUCCUCACUAAAUGUAAUUAUUUAAAGAUUUUAUUUUUAUUUUUGGUUUUAUUUUCAAUA
Messenger RNA from Poecilia reticulata (guppy), 6478 nucleotides. Lineage: Eukaryota; Metazoa; Chordata; Actinopteri; Cyprinodontiformes; Poeciliidae. The record is from RefSeq and is a predicted model, not a curated record.